Messenger RNA from Boleophthalmus pectinirostris (great blue-spotted mudskipper), 470 nucleotides. RefSeq names its product centromere protein X (gene cenpx). Gene Ontology annotation, biological process: replication fork processing; kinetochore assembly; DNA repair. The coding region runs from base 82 to 327 and encodes 81 amino acids. The record is from RefSeq and is a predicted model, not a curated record. Gene Ontology annotation, molecular function: protein heterodimerization activity. Gene Ontology annotation, cellular component: FANCM-MHF complex; Fanconi anaemia nuclear complex. Lineage: Eukaryota; Metazoa; Chordata; Actinopteri; Gobiiformes; Gobiidae. The transcript is spliced from 5 exons.
ACCAGUGUACGCAGACACAAGAUGACGUCAUAGUCCUGAGCCAAUCGUUUGCAGAGCGCCAAGAGCCUCUCAUUGGAAAACAUGGCGGACAUGGAAACAGAAAUAACAUUUAAGAAGGAGACUGUAAACAAACUCUUGUCAAGUUUCUUCAAAGAGGACAAGACAAAAUUGAGUGGCGAUGCAGUGGUGCUCAUGGCAGAGAUGUUAAAAAUAUUUGUCCAAGAGGCUGCUGUAAGAUCACAAAAACAAGCUGAAGCAGAGGACUGCAACCAAGUAGACAUUGAGCAUUUUGAAAAAAUCCUGCCACAGUUGCUAUUGGACUUCUAGCACAAACAAGCCACAAGAUGGAGCCACACUGCUGCAUACUUGGCCUAUAGUUCUUUUCUUGUACAACCUAUUUUUUUAUCUAUAUUGAUAAUUCUUUGCGUGCAUAAUAACUCCAAGCAUUAUUAUUAAAUGCUUUACCUGUA